AUGACCCGCCUCGUCGCCGGCGUUCUCACCGCGGGUGGAAUUAUUCCAUUUGCUGUGCUUAGUCGCCCAGGGCAGCAGCGGCUCGAGCAUGAGCAGUGGCUCGCUCCGCUUCGGAGAGCGCUGGGCAGACCCUCGCUGAACGCCACAGAGAUACAGGUCACGUACGGCUGCGUCAUCCUCAGUUUUGUGGGCGCGCCGCACUGGGGCUUCGCGCUCAGUGGCUUCCUCUCCAGCUCGAUGGCAGCAACCUCCGCGAGACUGACUUGGGGAGUCAUUCCGUCGCUUCUCGCCUGGCCUUGCGCCUCCUGCCCAUCGCCACUCUCCCUCGAUGCGCUCUCCGCUGGCCUCGCGGCCGCCUUCUGCGUCGAUGGCAUUUUCGCGGCGUGCAAGCUCGUCCCGCGUGGGUACCUGUGGCUGCGCGCGCCCCCUACAAUUGCUGCGUCUCCGGUCCGGCGGCUUGCCUAA
Molecule: messenger RNA, 465 nt
Organism: Emiliania huxleyi CCMP1516
Lineage: Eukaryota; Haptophyta; Isochrysidales; Noelaerhabdaceae
Exons: 2
Coding region: 1-465 (154 amino acids)
Source: RefSeq, a predicted model, not a curated record